Aplysia californica (California sea hare) is the source of this 4899-nucleotide messenger RNA. RefSeq lists its product as uncharacterized. Bases 105 to 3713 code for a protein of 1202 amino acids. The record is from RefSeq and is a predicted model, not a curated record. NCBI's taxonomy places the organism in Eukaryota, Metazoa, Mollusca, Gastropoda, Aplysiida, Aplysiidae. The transcript has 11 exons. Gene Ontology annotation, cellular component: nucleus.
AACACAACUUUUCAACGCAAAACUUGGCUCUACGCCGCGCUGAUGAAGUUUGCAAACAUUGUCAUUGGAGAACUGGCGCAGGGGUUUCUCAAGUUUCUUGAGCAAUGGCAGAAGUCAGCUGCCUGGAGAUGGAGAUUGUGAUCAUUAUCGGACACAACUCGUGGCAUUGUGCACCCUGCCAGGCCAGGUUCUCGGGACAGACCAGCAUUGACCACCACAUCUGGAGUAAACACAAACAUGUUUUUGGCUCCCUUGAUGUCACAUUCUCAAGGAACCAAGCAAACUUUCCAUUGUCUUCCCUGGAUGGAAAGCAGAAGAUCAGGGACUUUGUGGGUGCAAAUCUGGCCCCCACCUGUGAUGGAUUACCAGAAGAACCAACGUCCAUUUUGGCAGGUCAUUCUGAGAGCCAGGAAGAGACAAACUUGGAUCAAGUUCCCUGUCUGGCUGGCGGCGCUUUGAUGGCAGGGGUGUGCAACAUAGAGCCGUUCUCUUUCACAGAAGUUACCUCCUCGGGGAGGCUGAACGGUCUGUACGACUCCGUAGAGAGUCAGGGAGGUUUUUGUCAUAUGGGUCAUGGUGUUCACUUGAAGGACCCAGUCAUCACCUCAGCGGGCAUGUCACAACACCCAACUCUGUGUCAGCCUGAUGGGUCUGUUGUUCUUGCUUUAAAGUCGGCGAAUAAUGGACUGCAGAAUGCUAAGGAUUCAUAUUCUGGUCUCGUUGAGCAACAUGACUCAAACAUUCUCGCAAACAAAAGCUGUCAUGGGUUGUAUAAUUGUAGGGGUAGAAAUGUUUCAUCAAGUAAUUGCCUGAGUGGAUCUGGUGAAGACAGCGAGUUCAGCAGUGAAGAAGAAACAAGCACGGCCAUCAGUUGUGUGCUGGAUGCUCUAGAGAGGUGCAUGGACUCUGACAGAAGCCUGGGUGUCCUUCAACACUUGGGUGCUUUCAUGUCUCCUGUGUGUGACACGCCAACAGCUGACAAUGUCCUCCCUAACUCUCAUUCGUCUGUGUCUACUGUGUGUUUUGCUGAACGUCAUACAAAAGAUGGUCUUGAUACAGUUUAUGAUGUCCUUUCGCAAACCGGUGGUGACCGAAAGUACAAUGACACACAUCACUCAGUGCCAGUCUCUGUGGAUACUGUUCACCAGAUGGGAGUGGGGUGGGGGAAUUGUGGCCUGGAGCCUGCUGCAUCUAUCAUGUCUCUUCGUGAGGCCAACAGUUGCCACUUGGAUUCUUCGACUGACUCGCUGACCAGUACUGGAAGCUGGAAGGAUGACACGGAUAAGGAAGAUGUUCUGAGAUCUGUGAUAAAUGUGUUCAGAAACUAUGUGAGUUUUUCAGUGGGUGCUUGCUCUGAGAUGAGGGAGCGGCCAGCGGGUGAGGACAAAGAGGGGAAGGUUAUUGACCUGCCACAGCGAGGGGAAGAUGUUCAAGGCCAUGAUGAUCUUUGUUCUAGGUUGUUGAUGGAUGUUAUUUCUGAAGACUUGGAGCACUGGGAUCACAGAGACAGCCAUACCUCGCCACACAUGAACAAUUCUGCUGAUAUUUGUGACAAUUCUCCAUCUGACUGCAUUUCUAAACUUUCUUCAUGGGAUGUUGAUAGCAUCAGUAAGCCAAGAGACAAAGUGUCAACGACUGCUACUAGUAUUAAUGACAAUGUUGACAAUUGCAGUGUUUCAGUAAAUAGUACUCAAGAUAAUACUGUGGCAAGAACUGCCAAAUCUGUGACAUUAAAAACUGUAGAGAAACGAGAGAAAGAAGUUGAUAGCUCAACUCCUGGUAGAACAAACUUUUUGAUACUCGGUGAAUGUUCAGAAGAUUUUGAUUUGAAAUCUUGGCCCACUUCAAAGAGGAUAAAAAUAGCACAAGGAACAAUUGAGAGACAAGAAAGCACCUCCAAAGGGUCGCGGGUGAAAUCGUCCACUGCAAAACAGUCUGUCGGUAGAAAGCAAUCCGCAAAAAGCAAAAAUAACAGGAUGUCUCAAGCAAAAAGCGUGACGUCUAAUGAGGUGAAGGUGAAGCCUUUCCCGUCCAAGCUAGCCCUGAGGCCAGGUACACGCGAUCAGUCCUGGCCACACAUCACUACAGCUGAUGAUGUCAAAGACUUGUCUGGAGUCCUGGCAGGAGCUGGGAGUCUGCGGACAGUCACAGGAGAAGGGAUAAGCUCAAAGCAUUUUGGCAACAAACUGAAGAAGAAGGAUGACAAGGCUGCUGAAGGAGGUUCUGAUGCUGUCUUAUCUGGUUGCCAGGCUCCUAAACCUGAUGGGAAGGCUGCUAGUGUCAAAGUGAACCCUGCGAAGGGAAAGAAGGGUUCACGACUCAAUGCAGCGGUGUCCAGAAAGAAGAAAGAUGGAGCAGAAUCCUCGGACAAGUGGAAAGUUUGCUCUGUGUGUGACAGACGAUUUUCUACUGUUGGAGCCCUCAAUCGUCAUUUGAAGGUGAAUGCUGGCUCCAGUGGCAUCUGCAAGUGCAAGGUGUGUCACCGCAAGUUCCACAGUCUGUUCCAGCUGAACCUCCACGUGUACAAAUGUCACGAGACAAAGGCCAAACCGACGUGCUUCAAGUGUAACUCCCAACUGGCCCAUGUGCGUGGCCUGGCGCAGCAUCUACAGAAACACCAUGGUUGUCUGAUGAACAAGUCCCAGAACACGCCGACCAAAAGUCGCACAUUCAAGUGUGUCAUCUGUGGCGUGUACAUCCUCAACCAGCCCAGCAUUGUCGCUGCACACCAGCGCAAGCACGCCACGACUCGUCCGUUCCAGUGUGGUCAGUGCCAGGCACGUUUCCUGACACGCAGCUCCCUGAAGGUGCACAUGGCGGCCCACACAGGCCGGAUGUUUGAGUGUGACCUGUGCGGUCUGCUGUUUAAGAACAAGGCGAGCCGCUACUACCACAAGCUCACCCAUCAGAGCUUACGUGGGGACUUCCUCUGUCAGGUCUGUGGUCAGCAGUUUGAAUUUCAGCACAAGCUCUUGGCUCAUGUGAAGAUUCAUUCCAAGGAGAAAAAGGAGAAGCCAUCGCACAGCUGUGUGGAGUGUGGCAAGGUGUACAAAAGCAAGAAAAACCUGAAGCGCCAUGUGAGUGUGGACCAUCAGGGCAUCAAGGACUACCAGUACAAGUGUGAACACUGCCACCAACAGUUUUUCUCUAGCUGGCAGCUGCGAGACCACAUCGCCUGGAGACAUUUUGGGGAGAAACCAUACCACUGUCUGAUCUGUGGACAGGGCUUUGUGUGUAAACCGACCCUUGUGCGACAUCAGAGGAAAGUACACACCGGAGACAAACCACACAGCUGCCAGUAUUGUGGUGAGAGGUUUCUGGAGAAGCACAAGCUGGAGCUGCAUGAGGUAAAGGCCCACACCCGCGUGUACCCGCUCCACUGCCCUCACUGCAACAAGGGCUUUGUUCGAGCCGCGGUCCUCAAGUGUCAUCUGCGCACCCACACGGGCGAGCGACCCCACCUGUGCAGCAUUUGCGGCAAACGCUUCCAGAAGUCGAACCACUUGACACGGCACAGCAAGGUGUGCGCCAAGAAGAACGCGGCCGUCUCGGCCGGCAGUGCCAGCAGCUACAUGUAUGACAUCGGCAGUCUGCCUGACGCGACACUGACGGCACAGCUGCCACAGGUCAUCACCACCUACCUGUCGGCGCCGGGCGGAGGGAAUGCCAGUAUCUUACAGCUCACCUCCUCCCUGCUGGAACACACGUGUUGACACACAUGUAUCUAGAACACACAUGUUGACACACCUGUAUCCAGAGCACAUGUGUUGACACACCUGUAUCAACAACACAUGUGCUGACUCACAGAACACACGUGCUGACACACCGGUAUUUAGCUAGCAUCGCACAAUUAAGGGGCCUUCCAGUGUCAGCAUUUGGUUUUGGUGGAGACAUGCUUUAACAUAACCCAUAUACAGGGUUCCCGCGACCUCCUUGAAUUCAAGGAGUCCUUGAAAACUGCUUGAAUUUGCAUUCAAGGAAAAAUCUCCUUGAAAACCCCUUGAAUUUUGCCAGAUCGGACAGGAACACAGGGUGACUGCCAGGCCGCGGGAUCCCGGGUGCCCCUGAGUUCAUUUUUGCUGGUCGCGAUUGUGAUAUAGGCCUACUAUUCAUUCGGCUUUUCCCGGCCCGAGAGUAUGUUACCCGCUCACUGGCGGUUAUGGCGGCAACUAGUGGAAGUGUAUGUGCGAUACCGAAGCUCGAAUGGGAAAAUCAGGGUCUGCUUUCGUUUACGCCCAGAAAUUUGCCGGUGGGGCCUAUAGUAGUCUGAUAACGCCACAUUUGUAACAUGCUGGUUCUGCAUUACAAACGCGGUGAAAAUAAAUCAUUUGUCCUGUGCUGUCGCUUGUGAAAACAAAAGAAAGGGGAAAAAAAUUAUACAAGCUUCUUGUUGGGCUCGCCAUCGUGACUGGUCAUUUAACCUGUGCGUUUUCGUCACAUCGUGAGUAUCGGCGAAGGUUGAGGUCACCAAAGUUCAUGCAAAGUCUGAGCCCUACGAAGUAUAGGACUCGGGAAUGUGGAUAUUAUUGAUUUUUUUUUAAAGGCGCAUGCGGGGGAGGGGGUUGGCGGGAUGGGGUUGAAGGAAACACUGGAUGACAAAAACUGAACUUGGAAGCAGAUUUUACUUUCCGGAAUUUUGAUUGCUAUUAGAUCUAAAUCUAGAUCUUCAUCUCUCUGCAAAGCGCGUGUUGGUGCAGGACUUGUGGAAUCAGUAUCUGUCUCACUCAAACCUUGUAAGUCGGGUUUUUUUUAAACUUAAGGGUUCCCGUUUCAUUGGGCAGGUGAUAGUAAAUUAUAUGCAUUGUACUAUAUUCAAUAUUUUAGUUUUCUGUUCAAGAUUCGCAGAUUUUCAGUGUCACUGCAUCUUGCCCUCCCACAGUUCUUACUCCUCUCACACUG